Vicia villosa (hairy vetch) is the source of this 1033-nucleotide messenger RNA. RefSeq names its product deSI-like protein At4g17486. NCBI's taxonomy places the organism in Eukaryota, Viridiplantae, Streptophyta, Magnoliopsida, Fabales, Fabaceae. The transcript is spliced from 3 exons. Gene Ontology annotation, biological process: protein deubiquitination. Bases 250 to 891 code for a protein of 213 amino acids. Gene Ontology annotation, molecular function: deubiquitinase activity. The record is from RefSeq and is a predicted model, not a curated record.
CAAUUAUUAUGGCUCUUAUACAAUAAUACAAUUAUAUAAAUAUAUAUAUAUGAACACAAGUGAAUGGUGGGUGAAGCAAGGAAAAGCACUUUCGGCCGCCGGUGGAUGCCGAUGCAGAUGCUUCCUCCUUCCACUAUCUCAUAAAACUAUCUCUUCUUCUUCUUCCUCCAAAUCUCACCACAUCAAAAACAUAUACAACCUAGUACACAUCAACAUAUACAACAACAACAACAAUAAUAAAUAAAAAUAAUGUUGUUUAAAUUUGUAGCAGGUCCAAGGAAGAAAAAACCAGGAACCGUUCCUGUCUACCUAAACGUCUAUGACCUCACACCUAUCAACGGUUAUGCUUAUUGGUUUGGCCUUGGAAUCUAUCAUUCAGGUGUUCAAGUUCAUGAUGUUGAAUAUGGUUUUGGGGCACAUGAAAAUGACAGUACUGGUAUAUUUGAAGUGCAACCGAAAAACUGUCCUGGUUUCACUUUCAGAAAAUCUAUUUUCAUUGGGACAACGGAUCUGGGGAGUAAAGAUGUUGGUGUUUUUAUGGAGAAACUGGCGAGAGAAUAUUCUGGGAAUUGUUAUCAUCUUAUUUCUAAGAAUUGUAACCAUUUUUGUGAUGAUGUUUGUUAUAAGUUGACGGGGAAAUCGAUUCCGAGAUGGGUUAAUCGACUUGCCAGACUUGGUUUAUUUUGCAACUGUGUUCUUCCGCCCGGCUUAAACGAAACAAAGGUUCGACAAGUUACAUCCGACAAGGCUCAAGAAGGUGAAAAGAGAAAAAUCAGAAGUCAAUCCAACAGAUACGAGGCUUCCUCCAACCCUCGCGGUUCAUCGAGACAUUGCCUUCGUCCAUCGUCUUUGAUGAAAGCUUCUUCAACCACGACAUUAACAGUAAAGUAAAGUAAAGGUUUGAGAAUUGUGUAAGCAACUUAAGAUGACAGACACAGUGCAGAAAGUUGUUUAUUUGCUCCAUCUUUCUGUUCUGAUGUAUAUGUUUCAUAGUUUUGCAAUGGUUUCUAUGGAAUGGUUGCAUUGUGUUUUA